Molecule: messenger RNA, 3037 nt
Organism: Drosophila rhopaloa
Lineage: Eukaryota; Metazoa; Arthropoda; Insecta; Diptera; Drosophilidae
Gene: Cdc6
Product: cell division control protein 6 homolog
Exons: 2
Coding region: 589-2667 (692 amino acids)
Biological process (GO): cell division; DNA replication initiation; mitotic DNA replication checkpoint signaling
Cellular component (GO): nucleus
Molecular function (GO): DNA replication origin binding; ATP hydrolysis activity
Source: RefSeq, a predicted model, not a curated record
CGCUGGGCACACAUUUGGCAGCCGUUGUGGCAAAUGAUAAUAUAAAUAAAUCAGAGAACGAUUACCAGAGUUUUGUAGAUUCUACUAGAAAUCCUCAGAUCUUCGCCCACUGUGCUAGGUGUUCGCCGAUUUGAGUGUAUGUGUGCAUAAUUUUUAUAUAUCAAAAUUCCAUUUUAUGUGCGCCCGUUUAUAUACUUUAAAAAUAUCCCACUGGCAGAGCAAAUAUUUUUAGGCGCUUACGUAAGCGUGUUCAACGUCCAGCGUUUUGUAUUUUGUAUCUGCCGCGGAACGUUUUUAUUUUUACCAGACAGUCUUCGAGCGAGUGUGUAAGUAAUUUAAUAUGAGCGAUGCGCUGCUGUUUGAAUGUUGUAACUAAGCGCGGCUAAUCGAUAAGCGAUAGGUAGCUCUGGGUCAGAGUUGCCAGACUGCAGAACAGGGCUCAAAACAGCUGUUGCUCGGGGUGAAUGGCAAACGCGUUUUGCGCGCUUUUUAACUGUGACUGCCAACUAGGAAUUUUAACACACGCCUUGGCUUAAUUAACUAUUAUUUAGUAUAAACUAACCACCGAUCAACAAAACAAACGCUUAAAUGGCUGCCGUACGUCGCUCCACGCGAUUGAGUAGCAUCAGCAAGGCGGCCGCCGCCUCUCCGCUGCCGCAGUCGACGCAGUCGCCGCGUCGCUCGGAAGUUUGGAAACGCAGGCAGCCGAAGAAAGUAAUUGCUGAUAGCGACGAGGAGGAGGUGACCUAUGACCUGACCAGCCCCGUUUCAGAGAACAACGAGAACCGCAAUCUGCUCAACAAAAUGGACAAAACCUCACGGCGCAGGACUUCUCAGGUGCAACUGCAGGCCACUCAACUGGAGCCCCCAAAGACGCCACGCAGCACCAAGAAAACAGCUGCUAUUUCACGAUCAAAACGGGAGGCGGAGAACCGCGAAGCCGCUGCGAUCUUCUUGGAUGACAGCGAUCAGGAACAGGAUGUGGACCAGCUGCAUGUUUCGCCACCUAAACAGCGCAGGUUGCAGCCACUGCCGCAGCAUCUUAUAAGUCCUUCGCGGCUACUGGACAGGCUCAGCAUCGACGAACGCCAGGAGGAGGCGGAUAACAAGACUGACAGAGAGCAGGAUGAGCACCAAGGGAGGCCUCUGGCCAAGAAACAGGAAAAGCCUUUAGCCAGGCAGCAGGAAGACGAUCCUCUUGCCCUGCCGCAGGGGAAACCUCCAGCCAAGCAGCAGGAAAAACCUCUAAACAAAGAUCCGAAGCAGCAAGAAAAAUCUCUAAUCAAGCAGGUGGAGAAACCUGUAACCAAAUCGCUGGACAAAGCUCCAAUCAAACAGCAGGAUAGACCUCAAAUCAAGGAACAGCAGGGCAAACUCCCAACCAAAGAGGAAUCCAACCAAGAUAACCUGCCCUUGCCAUCCCGCAACAAGUACCAAAACGCCAGACGAGUACUAAACAGUGCCGAGACCCAAAAUUUGCCAGGAAGAGAGGCCCAGCUGCAAGAGCUACGUGAAUUCUUUAGCAGUCACUUGGAAAGUCAGACCUCCGGCAGCCUCUACGUCUCCGGCCAACCGGGCACAGGAAAGACCGCCUGCCUAUCGCUACUACUAAGAAAUGAGGACUUCUCCCGGCGCCUUCAACGAGUGUACAUCAACUGCACUAGCAUUGCCAGCGUAGGAGCCGUUUACAAGAAGCUAUGUGCUGAACUCCAGCUGAAAGUCAGUGGUCGCACUGAAAGGGACCACUUGGAGGCCAUUCAACGUCAUCUGAGGACAGCCAAGCGAAUGCUACUGCUAGUGCUCGACGAGAUUGAUCAGCUUUGCACCAGCAAGCAGGAGGUGCUGUACACGAUCUUUGAGUGGCCCGCUCUACCCGGUUCCAGAAUACUGCUCGUGGGCAUUGCCAAUAGCUUGGAUCUCACAGAUCGGGCGCUGAUGCGCCUGAAUGCCAGGUGCGAACUAAAGCCCAGACUGAUGCACUUCCCGCCCUACUCCAAGCAACAGAUCGUGGAGAUCUUCAAGUCGCGCCUGGCCGAAGCAGACGUGCUGGACGUCUUUCCGCCCGUGACCCUGCAAUUGCUGGCCGCCAAAGUGAGUGCGAUCAGCGGGGAUGUGCGAAGGGCGCUGGACAUUGGACGACGGGUGGUCGAGAUUGCGGAGCAGCAGAAACGCGACGGUGAAAAGGAGUUCAACAUGAAGGCUCUCCAACUGGAUGGCAAGGAGGCAGUAGAGGCCAAAGAAAAGCAGGACACUCUGAAGCCAGUUCAGGUCACUCAAGUGGCUGCUGUGCUGAACAAAGUUUACGGAGCCUCGCAGAAUCUAGAGGAGGACAUCGAGGCUUCCUUCCCGCUGCAGCAGAAGCUGAUGCUGUGCACCCUGGUGCUGAUGCUGCGCAACGAGCGUAACAAGGACAUCAGCAUGGGUCGCCUGCACGAGGUCUACAGGCGAGUGUGUGCCAAACGCAACAUACUGGCCCUGGACCAAGCGGAGUUCACCGGAACCGUGGACCUGGUGGAGACCCGGGGCAUCCUGCGCAUCAUGCGCAAGAAGGAGCCGCGCCUGCACAAGGUCCUGCUGCAGUGGGACGAGGAGGAGGUGCACGCGGCACUCAGCGACAAGCAGCUGAUCGCCUCGAUCCUCAGCGACACCGCCUGCCUGAGCAAGUGACGAUCUGGACGAUUACCUCUAGGAAAUUAGUGUGCCAGACAAUCCGCUGGUUAAUUGCGCAUUUCUCUCAUUUUCAUUCACCUUGGGGACGAACAUAUAUAUAUAAGAAUACUUUUUGACGCUAAUUUUAAAAUUCGUGGCUCGCGCAAGCACUGAAAUAUUUUGAAAUAUCAUUUGAGGGUCACUUUCGAAAUUUUGCUUGACUAUUAAUUGAAUCGAAUCUUGGGGAUUUUAUGUGUGUAAUAAAUUUAAGUAAAUGUUGCGCCCAUAAUCUAUUUCUAAUCCGAUCCGUUGACCAAUAAGAUGUAGACAAUUCAUUUCCUGUUAGCCCUAAGAAAAUAAGAAUAAAAUAGUUCUGCAAUAUACAAAA